CCAAGUCACGGAUGGCGAAGGCGCCCUGACGCUCAGCAGCAGCAGCAGCAGCAGCAGCAGCGGCGGCGGCGGAGCCGUGACGCAGGCCGCUGAGGGAAGUCCCUCCUCCCUCGCCUUCACCUUCCCGCGCGCCUCUGCCGCUAGCUAGCAGGCUAAGCGCCGUCCUCUGCCGUCCUGCCUGCCGCCUGUGAUGUCUUCCAGCGGCCUCCGCUGAAGAGCCCGUGCUGCCCGCCGCCAUGGAGUGUCGCGUCCUGUCCAUCCAGAGCCACGUCGUCCGCGGCUACGUGGGCAACAAGAGCGCCUCUUUCCCGUUACAGGUUCUCGGGUUUGAGGUGGACUCCAUCAACUCUGUGCAGUUUUCUAACCACACAGGUUAUUCCCACUGGAAGGGUCAGGUGUUGACUGCAGACGAGCUCCACGUUCUUUAUGAAGGCAUCAAACUGAACAACGUCCACCAGUACGACUACGUUUUAACAGGGUACACCAGGGACACGUCCUUCCUGGAGAUGGUGGUGGACAUCAUCCAGGAGCUGAAGAGAGCCAACCCCAACCUGGUGUACGUGUGUGACCCAGUUCUCGGGGACCACGGCUCCAUGUACGUGCCACAGAAUCUUUAUCCUGUCUACAAGAACAAGGUGGUUCCUGUUGCUGACAUCAUCACUCCGAACCAGUUUGAGGCAGAGUUACUGACGGGGAAAACCAUCAGCACGGAGAAAGACGCUGUGGAGGUGAUGGACCUGCUUCAUGCCAUGGGUCCAGACACGGUGGUCAUCACCUCCUCCGACCUGCCGCCCAGACUGGGCGACCGCUUCCUGGUGUCGCUGGGCAGUCAGCGCCACGUUCGUCCAGAUGGCAUGCGGACCACACAGAGGGUUCGGAUAGAGGUGCCCAAAGUGGAUGCUGUUUUCGUGGGAACUGGGGACCUGUUUGCUGCCAUGUUGCUGGCCUGGACACACCACUACCCCAAUGACCUGAAGACGGCGUGUGAGAAAACCUUUUCAGUGAUGCACCACGUCAUCCAGAGGACCAUAUCGUACGCUCAUGAGCUGGCAGGACCCGGUCGGAGGCCCAGUCCGCCCCAGCUGGAGCUGCGCAUGGUUCAGAGUAAAGCCGAUAUAGAAGACCCUGCUAUAGUCACGGAGGCCACGGUCAUUUCCUAACACACACACACACACACACACAUCAGUCCCCCGUGACUUGGUGAUCUCAUCACAGUGAGCGUCCUUCGUCCCGCCCUCCAACCUCUUGGUAUUGUAUUCCCCCUCUAGUCUACUUCCUCCUCCCAGUUCCCAAAACCGUGUUGUGGGCGGAGAGCUGCAGACAGACUGGGCGCGGGGUCAGGUGUGGACCUGCUCCCCGCAGCGGUGCAGUGGCAUCACAAAAGCACGGCUGUGAUGCCCUCGGCGCCUCCCAACGCUCCUCACCGAGGUCAGGAUGGGGUGUCAUGAGUGUUCAUUGGGAUCUAGCUUUGAACUUUGGUCUUUCAAACUCAGAUUCUUUUCAUGAGAAAGGCUUUGUUUUUCGUCUAGUUUUCAGUCAUUUGUGGUUGUGUUUCCCUUCAGUACGGGGUGUUGGAACAGGAUUGCAGAUUGAAAUAGCUCACAAUCACAGUCAGCAAUAAAAAGCCAACAACAGACGUGCGUGUCAAAAAGCCUGCAGGGUGGGAAGAGGAGGCUGUUGGCCGGCGACACGGCCGACUGGACAGCUGUGGUGACAGCAGCCCAGAUCCAGAUGCCUCCUGAUGACAGGAGUACACACCCAAGCAGAGGACAACUCUCCCACACCUUCACUUGCUUUUCAUCAGUCUUGCAGACAGUGGACGCUGGUUGUGGCUUGAUAAAAAAAUCAUUUAAAUUUUGAUUUCUUUUCAGUGAACGAUUUCCUUUAUUCGGUAGUUUUUGUGAACGAUCAGCACCUUUGUCCAGGCAGUAGCUGUAGGUGGCUGAACCUUGCUUGAGGUCUUCCUGAGGAAGCUCUGCUCCUGCUGCCUCCAACGUCUCCUGAGGUUUGGAAGGGCCAGCUGAGCUCUGCAGGUUCAGCUGGUGAAGGUCUGGAGGCUUGUUCACCUUAGUCACGCUGGCUUCUGCCUGCUGCUUUGACGCAUCAUUUGAGACUUCAGGAGCAGAAACUGUGAAAGGUCUGCUCCGCUCCACAUUCUUCUCCCUUUUGAGGUGAAAGCUGAGCCAGUGACAGCCCUCCAGUGAAGCCACGAAAGCCCGAGGCUUCCUGACCGGCCGCCGUGUGCUCAGCUGAUCCGGACCAAUGAGAGGGCAGACCUUCACCACCCGACCUUUGACCUCCGCUGCGUCUCUCUGCAACUCUCUCAGCUUCUCCCCGUCCCCGUCUAACAGCAGUGAUGUAAUGGUGACCAAGUUGAAACCCUGAAACCCACAAAAUACCACCAAUAAGGAAACAAAAAAAAGACGACGCACAAUGUAUAGUUGAUGUGUAGAUGUUGUUCUCUAACUGUGUCGGACCAUCUGUAAGAUAUACUCUCUUGGACCAUCGUGUUGAUGCUGCCGGGCCAUCCGUCACUCGCUCCAUAUGGCAGAGAGGCCCCGGCCGCUUCUGGCUCGCCGUGCCGCCUCGCUCUUCCAGCUAACUGUCCGGCCGUGCCCGCCACAGCCGCACGGCCGGUCUGCACCACGUCAGCACCGACCCAGAACCGUGUGCUGCAAGGGAGGCCCGGAGCGCGGGGCUGAAUGUCGGUGUUGUCUGCCUCCACUGGAGAAGCCACCUGUUUCCAGCAGAGGUCCGCCGGAUGACUCCUCCCACUUGCGUGACGUCACCUCGACAUGGCGCGUGCCUUAGCCCGCCGAGCAUCUCAGUCCCUGCUUCAGCUGAGGCGUCAGAGAGUUGUGGUUCUGGGCGGCCCGGCUUGUCUGUGGACCUUCUGUCAAACUGCCUUAGGAACCUCACAGUGCUGACGACAGGGGGGAGGGGCCGCUAUCAUCCCCCUCUCAUGUCUCCGAUUGUUCGCCUCUUGAUCAUGUUCGUUUGUUUGUUUGUUUUUUAAAAUAGGUGUUUGUAAUUGACGCGGUGCCGAACUGGACUUUUCCUUUUCAAGAUGAGCGUCUGUUUUCAUGUGCGUGAGGAGCGUGAGCUGCUCCUGCGGUGACUGGUCUGAACCUCUGUGGAGCAGUUCUUCUGCCGCUCCUGGCUUCCACCCCGUCUCUGGAGUCGGAUCCUCCCCUCCGGUGUCUGGACGGGCCGGUCGGCUGUGGCAGCCUGGUCCGUCCCAGGCCUCUGUGUGUGUGCGUGUGGCGUCGGCCGCUGGUGCAUGGCUUCCAGACUCCGAGUGCUGUGCAGACAUUGACACGGAAACCAGACUGUAAGGUCCACAUAUCUCUCUGUCCUACCAUCAUCAUCAGCACAGCAGCAACACUUGCUGAGACCAGUGUUGGGUUUGGUGGAAGCAGCGGCUGGUCCUCCUCCUCUGGAGAGCGCUGCUGUUGGAGGAGAAAGGGCGAGUCUCAGCAUCAGCGGGACAGAGCCACACCCAGGUGUGAGCGUCGCUCCUCACCUCCUGUCUGUCCUCGCUGGCCAAAACAAAACCGGAGCAAACGUCCUGAUCAUUGUUUGGUAACUGUUUCUAGUGAAUCUGUUUUUGGAGCGUUACGAGUAUUUUCUAACAUGUUACAAUAAAAGAUUGUAGUGUACAAAUCCACAUUUCUAAAGUAUAGAGAGAUUAAUAUAUAUAUAUAUAUGAGAAGAUGUAUGUUUAAUGCAAUAAAGAGGAGUUAAGACCAGAGUGCGUCCGCUCGUUUUUCUGAGGCCUCAGGCCGCUCCAGGUGAGGAGGACUGUUGUGGGGCCU
Synchiropus splendidus (mandarinfish) is the source of this 3815-nucleotide messenger RNA. RefSeq names its product pyridoxal kinase-like. Bases 237 to 1160 code for a protein of 307 amino acids. The transcript is spliced from 11 exons. The record is from RefSeq and is a predicted model, not a curated record. Gene Ontology annotation, cellular component: cytosol. Gene Ontology annotation, biological process: pyridoxal 5'-phosphate salvage. Lineage: Eukaryota; Metazoa; Chordata; Actinopteri; Syngnathiformes; Callionymidae. Gene Ontology annotation, molecular function: pyridoxal kinase activity.